AUGGGUAACCCAGGCCGCAGGCUCGCACAAACAGGCGACCCCCCUGAUGGAGGGUGGGGCUGGAUGGUGUUGGCUGGCUGCUUCGUGGUCACCGGCUUCUCCUACGCUUUCCCCAAGGCCGUCAGUGUCUACUUCAAAGAGCUGAUGCACGAUUUCCACAUCGGCUACAGUGACACCGCCUGGAUCUCGUCUAUUAUCCUCGCCAUGCUCUACGGCACAGGGCCCCUCUGCAGUAUCACGGUGAACCGAUUCGGCUGCCGGCCGGUGAUGCUGGUGGGCGGUUUGCUGGCCUCGUCUGGAAUGAUCAUCGCCUCCUUCUCCAUCAACAUCACACAGCUCUACCUGUCGGCUGGAGUGCUUACAGGUCUGGGCCUGGCCCUGAACUUCCAGCCCUCCCUCAUCAUGUUGGGCAGGUACUUCAACAAGCGGAGGCCGCUGGCCAACGGGCUGGCGGCGGCGGGCAGCCCAGUCUUCCUGAGCGCCCUGUCCCCGGUCGGCCAGCUGCUGCAGGACACCUACGGCUGGAGGGGCGCCUUCCUCAUCAUGGGCGGCCUGCUGCUCAACUGCUGCAUGUGCGGAGCCGUCAUGCGGCCACUAGAGAGCCUGACGGCGCGGCGUGACGGUCGGCCCGAGGCCAAGGAGAUGCUGCCGCCAGAGAAGGGCAAGGGGAAGGCUGAGCAGGCGGGUGCCCAGCAGGGAGAGGGCAAGCAGGGCCGCAAGCUGCUGGACUUCAGUGUGUUCCGGGACCGCGGUUUUGUCAUCUACACCGUGGCCAAGUUCAUCAUGGUGCUGGGCCUCUUCGUGCCGCCCAUCAUGAUCGUCAACUACGCCAAAGACAUGGGGGUGGCAGACAGGGACGCCGCCUUCCUGCUCUCCAUCAUCGGCUUCAUCGACAUCUUCGCCCGGCCGCUGAGCGGGCUGCUGGCCGGCCUGCCCCUGCUCCGGCCACGCAUCGCCUAUUUCUUCGGCUUCUCCAUGCUCUGCAAUGGGCUGACAGACGUGCUGAGUGCCAGAGUGGCCACCUACCCCGGCCUCAUCGCCUUCUGUAUCUUUUUCGGCGUCUCCUAUGGCAUGGUGGGCGCCCUGCAGUUCGAGGUGCUCAUGGCAAUCGUGGGCUCCCACAACUUCCCCAGUGCCAUCGGCCUGCUGCUGCUGAUCGAGGCCAUCGGUGUGCUGAUCGGACCCCCGUCCGCAGGACGCCUGGUCGACACGUUCAAGAGCUAUGAGCUCGUCUUCUACAUGGCGGGGGCGGAACUCAUCCUCUCAGCCUUCAUCCUGGUGGGAGCCUUCCGCUUCUGCCUCAAACAGGAGCCGCCCCGCGAGCAGGAGGGGAUGACGGAGGAGGAGGGAGUGGUUCUGGGAGAAGUGUCGGUGGGGGCAGGGGGCGCAGGGAGAGAGGAGGGCAGCCCGCCAAGCGGAGGGUCCCGGGACCAGAGGUCAAACGCAGUGAGGGAGAGUGAGAGGGAAGGCCACAAUGAAGUCAUGGUGGAGGAUAGAGCUGAGGCAGGACCCAUAGAGGGACAGGAGGAGCAGAAAUAUGAACAGUUACACAGGGACGAGCAGCCUGAAAACAACGAACCCCAACUCAAUUAA
Molecule: messenger RNA, 1593 nt
Organism: Hypanus sabinus (Atlantic stingray)
Lineage: Eukaryota; Metazoa; Chordata; Chondrichthyes; Myliobatiformes; Dasyatidae
Gene: slc16a8
Product: solute carrier family 16 member 8
Exons: 4
Coding region: 1-1593 (530 amino acids)
Biological process (GO): monocarboxylic acid transport; transmembrane transport
Cellular component (GO): membrane
Molecular function (GO): monocarboxylic acid transmembrane transporter activity
Source: RefSeq, a predicted model, not a curated record